This is a messenger RNA of Erinaceus europaeus (western European hedgehog), 1392 nucleotides long. RefSeq names its product ketohexokinase (gene KHK). Gene Ontology annotation, molecular function: ketohexokinase activity. The record is from RefSeq and is a predicted model, not a curated record. The transcript is spliced from 9 exons. Gene Ontology annotation, biological process: fructose metabolic process. Lineage: Eukaryota; Metazoa; Chordata; Mammalia; Eulipotyphla; Erinaceidae. Bases 260 to 1291 code for a protein of 343 amino acids.
CGUGCAACUUGCAGGGGGGAACCCGGGGACUACGCCGUCGGGGUCUGCCCUCUCAGGCCCUUUCGAGUCGGUGGGCGUGGGAAGCCAGGGCCCUGCACCCCUCUGCACACCUGGCCAGGGCAGGAGGCUCCCUGGAGGAGGAGCUCAGACCGUGGAGGAGGAGCCAGGGCAGCCCCUGGGAUCUGAGUUUCCGAAAUAAGAGGCAGAAUUUGGGAGGAGCCGGGGCAGCCGGGCGGGCGGAGAGCUGCGAAGCGGCCUCAUGGAAGACAAGCAGAUCUUGUGUGUGGGGCUCGUGGUGCUGGACAUCAUCAACGUGGUGGACAAGUACCCGGAGGAGGACGCGGACAGCAGGUGCUUGUCUCAGAGAUGGCAACGGGGAGGAAAUGCGUCCAACUCCUGCACCGUCCUCUCCCUGCUUGGAGCCCCCUGCGCCUUCAUGGGUUCACUGGCCCGGGGCCAUGUUGCAGAUUUUGUCCUGGAGGACCUCCGCCGCUAUUCAGUGGACCUGCGCUACACGGUCGUUCAGACCACAGGCUCAGUCCCCAUCUCCACCGUCAUCAUCAACAGGGCCAAUGGCAGCCGCACCAUCCUCCACGCCUACAGCUUCCUGGUGGCUGACUUCAGGCGGCGGGGCGUGGACGUGUCUCAGGUGGCCUGGCAGAGCAGUGGGGAGACCCCGUGCUCCUGCUGCAUCGUCAACAACUCCAAUGGCUCCCGCACCAUUGUGCUCUACGACACGAACCUGCCAGAUGUGUCUGCUGCAGACUUUGAGAAGGUCGAUCUGACUCGGUUCAAGUGGAUCCACAUUGAGGGCCGGAACGCCUCGGAGCAGGUGAAGAUGCUGCAGCGGAUAGAGCAGCACAACGCCAGGCAGCCAUUGGCCCAGAGGAUCCGAGUGUCUGUGGAGGUGGAGAAGCCCCGCGAGGAGAUGUUCCAGCUGUUUGGCUAUGGAGACGUGGUGUUUGUCAGCAAGGAUGUGGCCAAGCACUUGGGGUUUCGGUCUGCUGUGGAGGCCCUGAAGGGCUUGUAUAGCCGCGUGAGGAAAGGGGCGACACUGGUCUGCGCCUGGGCUGAGCAGGGUGCUGACGCGCUGGGCCCCGAUGGCCGGCUGCUCCACUCGGAUGCCUUCCCACCAGCCCAGGUGGUGGAUACUCUGGGUGCAGGGGACACCUUCAAUGCCUCGGUCAUCUUCAGCCUGUCACAGGGGAAGAGCAUGCAGGAGGCUCUGAGCUUCGGCUGCCAGGUGGCUGGCAGGAAGUGUGGUUUGCAGGGCUUCGAUGGCAUCGUGUGAGGUGCAGCCCAGGGGGGCAUCCCUGGCUGCCUGGUGCCUCCAUCCCUACCCUGCUCCUUGGGCAGAAGUGGGCUGAACAAAUAAACCUCUUUCCCCUGUUG